Myotis brandtii (Brandt's bat) is the source of this 466-nucleotide messenger RNA. RefSeq names its product liprin-alpha-2-like. Gene Ontology annotation, molecular function: protein binding. Gene Ontology annotation, biological process: synapse organization. The record is from RefSeq and is a predicted model, not a curated record. The transcript is spliced from 2 exons. Lineage: Eukaryota; Metazoa; Chordata; Mammalia; Chiroptera; Vespertilionidae. Bases 14 to 457 code for a protein of 147 amino acids. Gene Ontology annotation, cellular component: presynaptic active zone.
GAAAUCAGCAUAAAUGCUGACUUGGCCAGAUGCCUGUGGCCCAUUUCAGCCCGUAGUUUUGUUUAUUAUGCAAAAUAUUGCAGCCGAAAAUGAUGCACCUCUUUUCCUAGAUGUGUUGGUGUGGAGUAAUGAUCGAGUUAUCCGCUGGAUCCAAGCAAUUGGCCUUCGAGAAUAUGCAAAUAACAUCCUUGAGAGUGGAGUGCAUGGCUCACUGAUAGCCCUGGACGAGAACUUUGACUACAGCAGCUUAGCUUUGUUACUGCAAAUUCCAACCCAGAACACCCAGGCCAGGCAGAUUCUUGAAAGGGAAUACAAUAACCUCCUGGCCCUGGGAACCGAGCGGCGACUGGAUGAAGUAAGUCCUUAUCUCUCAUUCAAAAGGAUCUUGCGAGUACAAGCAAAAUGGCCUUCAAGGCAUAGUACCCCAAAAUUAAUCAGAUGCUUGCUCCAUGGAUAGGAUCUAGAA